AUGCAGUUCGAAAGUGAUGAUAAUCUGUGGGACGAGGAUUAUGUGGUGAACGAUGAAAACAUUGAGAUGAUACAAGAGUCGGACAGUGAAUCGCUGCAAAACACUUCUUUCAAGCAACCAGAAGUUGACUUCAAUAUGCAUGAAAUUGAACGGGAAAUGGUUACUGACAGUGAACCUGAUGAGGCGAUCGACGUUGAUGAGGACAGCAUUGAAAUCACACUGAAGCGUUGCUCUUCACUUAUAUUCUCAUCGUUAUAUCCACAUCCCAAAGGACUAACCGCUGAGCAGCUCACCAAUAAAUUUGUGUAA
Anisakis simplex (herring worm) is the source of this 309-nucleotide messenger RNA. The record is from the annotation of a GenBank genome assembly. NCBI's taxonomy places the organism in Eukaryota, Metazoa, Nematoda, Chromadorea, Rhabditida, Anisakidae.